UCGAUGUAACACCCAGCCCACAACACCGCUACGUGAUGUCACAUGCUAAAGUAUCCGGUCGCAGCAAUGGAGGGAAGAGUGAGCAGAGGCCGGGGAGGCCGGGGAGGCGGCUGGAGAAGAGGCGUCCGGGGCGGACACGACGGUGACAGUGCUGCCGGUGAACACCGGGGCAGAGGCCGGGGAGGAUACCACCGUGGCCGGGGCAAAAGAGACUACUACCGCGGUGCUGGACGCGGGGGAGGCGGCCACGCAGCGGAGUCCCAGGACCGGGGUCAAGAUGAAGGAGUCAACUUCGAGGAGGACAAUAACAGGCGGGAGGUUUUCUCCAGGAGGAAACUGGAGUCAAACUGGGAUCGAUACGAGGCGUCUGAGAAACAGGAACCUGACGAUGACACGCCCACCCAGAGAGGAACAGAUUACCACGUCCUGCUGGAGUCGGCAGGGGAUUCCUUCACUCAAUUCCGCCUUUUGGAGGAAAAAGACUGGGAGAUGGACUCAUUAACAGGCGGUCAGGUGUCCUCAGUGUUUGUGGAUCUCCCUGCUCUUGCUCACAGUCUUCAGCAGCUUCCUCUUCAUCAGAGACUCAACCUGGAGGCUGAGCUGGUUCAGGCGUUGACUCCAGUGGAGCUUCCCUCGAUGAACCUCGCCCCGAAACAGGAAACGUCCAAAACCACCACGGUCGCUCCUGCGCCUGCCGUUUUAAAAGUUCCCGAGCCCGCAGACCCAGAGGACGAUGGUGACGAGCAGCUGGACGAGCUGCUCGGUUUACAGAAACCAGCGCUGGGCGACGAGUCUGUCGGCGUCACAGAGGAGGAGAGUGAAGGACCAGAGGAAGCUUGUGAGGUGACGGAGGAGGCGACAGAGGAGACGACGGAGGAGGUGAAAGAUGUCACACCGCCGACGUCUUCCUCCGCCAAGCAGGAAAUGACGGAGGAGGACCUGGAGGACUGGCUCGACAGCAUGAUCUCCUGAACGGGUCCGGGAAAGGAAACUGGACUUUUUUUUUUUUUUUUUUAAGACUUUCUCGCGCUAAAAGACAUUUCUCAUAAUUGUCCUCGUCUAGUUCCU
Molecule: messenger RNA, 1068 nt
Organism: Paralichthys olivaceus (Japanese flounder)
Lineage: Eukaryota; Metazoa; Chordata; Actinopteri; Pleuronectiformes; Paralichthyidae
Gene: aven
Product: apoptosis, caspase activation inhibitor
Biological process (GO): negative regulation of G2/M transition of mitotic cell cycle
Source: RefSeq, a predicted model, not a curated record